AUAAAAUAAAUAUUUAAGUAAUAUACUAGUUUUAAGAAAAGAAUGAUUAAAAUUAUAUCAGAUAAUACCAAAAAGGACGGACAAAGAUAAAUAGCAAGCUCUAUCCAUUUCAAUUCAACUUUCUGAAUCCUACUAUGCUAUGAAUAUUGUGUACAAAACUAAAAUAUACCCUAACCUGCCUCUGGUUAAUCUGCAAUCAUAUUUUAAAGCAGGAAUCUUCAACUAUUCUCUAGAAUUAUAUAAAAGGACUGUUGUUCACAUGGAAUUAAUCUCACUUUAAUUAAAGUUCAGCUAUGCCUCAUUUGUAUUCACUGAAUGGUUCAGUGAUGGCCUACUCCUUGAAAUCCUUCUUUUAUCCACACUGUUAAGCUACAUCCAGUCUUUCAGUUUUAUUCUAUUUUAUUUUAUUUUGAGUUUCUAGUGAUUAUGAGCACUUUUAAGCUAGCUUUCUCAUAGCUUUUAUAGAUGGCUUGAAAUUUUCUCGAGGUCACCAUUUAGAAGAUUGCCCAUUUUAUUUUUUUCCCGGUGAAACUCCAAUGCUAUAAAAGAUCUGUUUCAACAGAGGGCUGAAUGAAUGUCAUGGUUUUGUAAAGUAAUAUAGCACCUAACAAUGUUUAAAGUUGAAACCCAUGCAACUUACUGUCUGUAAGUAUUUAGAAUGCUUACUUCCAAACUUUAAUUUCUUCUUCCAUCCUUAGUUAUUACAAAGGUCCUUUAUGAUGCUCAGAUGUCCCCAGCGAGGACCUUACCUUAAUGCCAUCAUCAAGUGUUCAGAACAUGUUUCCAUCACAAGUAUGUAAAAAUCCAACCAUCUUCCUUGACAACCAAAAUGAUCCAGGCUUACACUUUUCAGUGGCCGAGACUGGAACUCUUGUGAACUUUCUAAACCUAUUUUCCCUAGAAAGUAGUUGAUCAGGGUAAGCUAGAAGCAUUUUUUUUAGCGCAUUGAGUUGGAGCUUGGAGGAACUAGCAUUUCCCUAAAUUGUCAUAGUCUAGAGAAUAUCACAUUCAUCAACUCUUAUGCUUUGGGUUUUAGUAUAUCUGGAUAAUUCUGUUUGGCAAACAUGUAGAUAUGCAUGGUAUAGUCUGAGUUUUAUGAGGAGUGAACUUGAGGGCAUGAUUUUAAGAAAAUAUAUAUGUUUACCCUCUAAAAAAAAUUUCUUAAAACAUUUCAUUUGAAUGGCAAGCCACUUUGUCUAAAUGAAGCCACUGCCUGUGACAAGUUCUUUUAGUAUCAUCUGGGUAGAUUUUUAUGCUUCAGCUUCAGAUCACCAUCUUGCUGAUGUAGAGUUUCCCACCUUUUUUAAAUUGUCUACUCCAACUAUCAUGCAUCAAAACUUGAUUUUUCAAUGCAUUGUCUUAGCGUACGUUGGAAUGUGUCUCAAAUGAGGAUAAAAGCGAUGCUGUCACUAGCACAUUCGGCAUUGGGUUGAUGAGAGCCGGCAGGCCUGAUGCCUGAUACGGUAUGGGCUGAUAAAAGCCAGCAGCCUGAUGCUGGGUGCCAGUGGUGGCCCAAAAAGCCUUUGACAGAGCUUCCAGUUAAGAAAUGUAAGCGAUGUGGUUUAUAUGAGGCGGACGCUAUAAAAUCUGAUGACGUUUUUGAUGAGUGGGAGCUAUGUCCUGAUGACUUUGUUGAUGGAAGAUAUUCUCAUGUCAAGGACAAGGAAUUCAAUGCCACAUUUAUAUGCCUUGAGUGCAUUGCUUCUGCUGACUCUAAAACUGCCAGCUCAGAUAGCAAGGCUGCAGUCAAGAAACCGAAAGUGGCUCUAGUGGUAAUCAUAUGCAUAUUGGCUUCUGUUGUAACUGCCAUUGGAAUGGUGACUGCAUAUAAACUCUGGCAGAAAAGAAAGAGGGAGCAAGAUCAGGCACGAUUUCUCAAACUCUUUGAAGAGGGUGAUGAUAUUGAAGAUGAAUUGGGCAUAGGACAUGUAAUAUAAAAGUAACCUUUGUUGGGAUAGACCAACCUUUAUUUACUUCAAAUGUAAACCAUGUGUAAAUAUGUUCGAAAUUUUUGCCGCCUUAUGUCCUGUAAUAUAGGAUUGUGUCUGAGAUUCUUCACUUGCAGUAAAUCAUGAGAACCUUAAAUCUGCUUACAUUUGAUCUGUUAACAUGUCGGCCUUGUCAAGCAAGAUCAAUUAAUAACUACUCUUUUUCA
Molecule: messenger RNA, 2155 nt
Organism: Phoenix dactylifera (date palm)
Lineage: Eukaryota; Viridiplantae; Streptophyta; Magnoliopsida; Arecales; Arecaceae
Source: RefSeq, a predicted model, not a curated record